AUGUAUUAUGCCUCGACUAAAAGGGUUUCAUUUAUUAAUCUAUGUUGUUUAACUGUUGACAAACCUUUAAAUUCUACGCUUUCGACAAAUAUUUCAUACAUUGAUCCACAUCCUCCUGAUAUGUCUACAACAUUUAUUUGUUUGGCAAGAGGAAAUCUCACUCUGAGAGUUUUUGUAAUUUUUUCACUAGAAUCUGUAUUUUGUUGA
This is a messenger RNA of Pediculus humanus corporis (human body louse), 207 nucleotides long. RefSeq lists its product as uncharacterized. The record is from RefSeq and is a predicted model, not a curated record. The coding region runs from base 1 to 207 and encodes 68 amino acids. Lineage: Eukaryota; Metazoa; Arthropoda; Insecta; Psocodea; Pediculidae. The transcript has 2 exons.